Parnassius apollo (apollo) is the source of this 663-nucleotide messenger RNA. The record is from the annotation of a GenBank genome assembly. Lineage: Eukaryota; Metazoa; Arthropoda; Insecta; Lepidoptera; Papilionidae.
AUGGGAGGAGUAUGGGAACGUCUCACACGGUGCGUGAAGACGGCACUAUACACCGUCCUUCAUGAGAGACAUCCGCAUGAGGAAGUAUUAGCCACGCUGCUCUGCGAGGUGGAGUACACAGUAAAUAGCAGACCAUUGACUCACAUCUCUGUAGACAGCGACGACGACGAAUCCAUCACUCCGAAUCACUUCCUUUUAGGAGGAUCUGCGAGAUUACCGACACCUGGAGUAUUUGAUGAGAAGGAUAUGAAUAGCAAAAGACACUGGCGACGCUCCCAGAUACUCGCUGACAUGUUCUGGCAGCGUUGGGUGCGAGAGUAUUUACCGGAACUUCAAAACCGGCGGGAGGCCCAUGGGCGAGGUCUCAAUCUCCAAGUGGGCGAUCCAGUCCUCAUAGCUGACGGCCAGUUACCUCGUAACACCUGGCCACGAGGGAGGGUGGAAGCUGUCUACCCCGGUGCGGACGGACAGAUCCGCACUGUGGAGGUACGCACAGCAAACGGCCUAAUCAAGAGGCCAACCAGGAAACUCGUGCCGCUGCCGAAGUGGAAGCAACGUCGCUCACCGAAAUGGAUGCAGCGCCGCUGUGAGAAAAUCGUCGCGACGCUGCACGGCGGGAGAGAUGUUCGCGACGGCCUAACAACCUUAAGAACAAAGUUAUAA